CCGAUGUGGUAGUGUGUUAUGACACAACUGACAUGAGCCGAUCGUCGUGCUUAAGCAGAGAAUAAAAAAGUUUACUGACUUUUUUCUUCUAACUCUCCAUACAUACCAUUGAUAGUAGUAUUGAAUGUGUGGUUAUGUCAACAUUUUUCGGAACAUUUCGAUUUUGUUAGAUAGUUUAAAUCACGUACAGGAGCCGUACGACUUUUAUCUGGAGGACAUUUAAAUAAAAAAAGAAAUUAAUCCCAAUGUAAUUAUUUCAUUCGGUGUAUAUUCGUGUUGAAAUCGGAUAUAAUUUAAAUUAAAUCUGGAAUAAAAUCGAUUACUUUUGUUCUUAUCCAUGGUUCAUUCAGAACCAUGUACGAGAUUUACCAUCAAAUAUAUAUCAUUUAUCAGCAGUAAGAACAAAAAUUAGCUAAAAAAAAAGAAACGAAAUGGGUAACGUGUUAGCUGCAUCACAACCUCCACCACCGUUGCCACCAUCACCAGCUGGGUUGGUGCCAAAUCUAGCAAAAGAACCAUCAUCGUCGUCAUCAGAGAAUGCUAUACCAGCACAAACAGACAGCUUUUUCAAUGUGAGCGAUCGUGAGAAUCCGGGUACAAUUGAAGACCUACACAAAAAGUGUAAAGAUGUGAUGCCAACGAAUUUCGAGGGCGCAAAACUGAUGAUUCAAAAGGGUUUGAGCGCCCAUUUUCAAGUGUCACACACAAUCAAUUUGUCAUCGACAGCACCAAGUGGCUAUAAAUUCGGUGCCACAUACGUUGGCACAAAGCAAUUGUCACCGACCGAAGCAUUUCCAGUGGUUUUGGGCGAUAUCGAUCCAUCGGGCAACAUGAAUGCUAACAUCAUACAUCAAUUUAACCAAAAUAUACGCUGUAAAUUCGGUUCGCAAAUACAGGAUAACAAAAUAUCGGCCGCUCAAUUGACUACGGACUACAAAGGCAGCGAUUUCACGGCAUCACUUACUCUCGCCAAUACAGAUUUAAUCAAUGAGUCCGGUGUUGCGGUCGCUCAUUAUUUGCAAUCGGUAACAAAAAGUUUGGCGCUCGGUGGUGAAUUAGCUUAUCAAUAUGGUCGAGCUGUUCCUGGCGGUGAAAUUGCUGUUAUCUCGGCUGCGGCACGCUAUCAAAACGGUUUGUCCACAUGGUCGGGAACGGCUGGAUUGGCCGGUGUUCAUGUGUGCUAUUAUCGCAAAGCCAGCGAGCAGCUACAGUUUGGAGUUGAAGUGGAAACCAAUUUCCGUGUACAAGAGGCCGUUGGCACAUUUGGCUAUCAAAUCGACUUACCAAAAGCCGAUCUAGUGUUUCGCGGAAUGUUAGAUACAAAUUGGAAUGUGGGCGCUGUGCUUGAAAAACGCUUAUUGCCAUUACCAUUUACUCUCGCCAUUAGUGGUCAUUUGAAUCACGUUAAAAAUCAACAUCGACUGGGCAUUGGCAUGAUCAUUGGUUAGACAGACAAACAUACAGACACAGAAGAAAAAGAACGAAAGUUUAACAAGAAAUAAAUGAAAAGAAUAAAUGUGCGCGCAAAGACAAGAUCAAUCAAUCUUAUUAGAAAAGAGAUGAUUUAAAAAAAAAAAUGUUCAGUCAAAUUCUUGUUUUGUUGUUUGAAAAACGCAUUUCCCUAAGAUUAAAAAAAAAGAAAAAAACUAAUAAACAAAUUGAAAAAAAAAACACAAUAGAAUCCAAAACGACUACUGAAUCCUAUAUACAUAUAUUAUAUCGUUCAUUUAAGCAUUUCCAUGGAAAGUUAUUUUAGAAGGAACACACAACGCUUGAACGAAAGAAGAAAAAAAAACUUUGGCUUUUGAAAAAUAUGCACGUUUAUUUGCUGUGUGCAAACCAGAGUUCAAUUCAUAAAAUUGCUUCUAAAUACAUGUACAAAUUAUUAUAAAGACGAAAGAAUCAGCAACAUUUACUUUGUUAAAUAUCGGAGAAAAAGAAAGAGAAACAAUUGUAAUUUAGAAUGGAGAAGAAAAUAAAGCUCAUCUCUUCGAACAUUA
Molecule: messenger RNA, 2000 nt
Organism: Sitodiplosis mosellana (orange wheat blossom midge)
Lineage: Eukaryota; Metazoa; Arthropoda; Insecta; Diptera; Cecidomyiidae
Product: mitochondrial import receptor subunit TOM40 homolog 1-like
Exons: 3
Coding region: 432-1448 (338 amino acids)
Biological process (GO): protein import into mitochondrial matrix
Cellular component (GO): mitochondrial outer membrane translocase complex; mitochondrial outer membrane
Molecular function (GO): transmembrane protein transporter activity
Source: RefSeq, a predicted model, not a curated record